Molecule: messenger RNA, 1548 nt
Organism: Patella vulgata (common limpet)
Lineage: Eukaryota; Metazoa; Mollusca; Gastropoda; Patellidae
Product: CCA tRNA nucleotidyltransferase 1, mitochondrial
Exons: 8
Coding region: 187-1527 (446 amino acids)
Biological process (GO): RNA processing
Molecular function (GO): RNA binding; nucleotidyltransferase activity
Source: RefSeq, a predicted model, not a curated record
AUCAGAGUUACUUCCCAUUGAAAGAUGUCAGCCCCCGUUGGAAGUUUAUUGCUGUUGAAAACGCAAUUUAUCCCACGAAAUAAUCGGAAAUAACUAAUUGUACCGGUUGAAUUUACACAAAUCUGUGUAAUUUAACAAUAACUGUGCACAGUCUUUCUAACUGCCAGGCGAAUUUAUGGAUAUUCAAUGAAUUGCUAUAUAUUCAGACGAGGAAUCCAACAAAUCAUAACAAAAACAAAACAGUUUAAAAAUAUACAUCGUACAUUCGCCUAUCGAAGAGAAGGGAAAUUGGUGACCAUGAAGUUAGAUACACCACUAUUCCAGAAUCUUUUCACGCCAGAAAUGAAACAAUUAGUUGAAAUAUUUAAUCGGCACGGACAUGAGUUACGAAUAGCAGGUGGCGCUGUACGUGAUUUAAUCAUGGAUAAACUUCCUGUAGAUAUUGAUUUCGCUACCACGGCGACACCCGAUCAGAUGAAAGAACUGUUUGAAAAUGAGAAGAUUCGAUUAAUUAACAAUAAGGGUGAAAAACAUGGCACCAUUACAGCCAGGAUUAAUGAUAAGGAGAAUUUUGAAGUAACAACUUUACGUAUUGAUGUUGUAACAGACGGACGACAUGCUGAGGUUCAAUUUACACGUGAUUGGCAGCUGGAUGCCAACAGACGAGAUCUGACCAUCAACGCCAUGUUUUUAGGAUUUGAUGGAACUUUGUAUGAUUAUUUUCAUGGAAGAGAAGAUUUAGAUCAACGUAAAGUCAAAUUUGUCGGAAAUCCUGAAGCAAGAAUACAAGAAGAUUAUUUACGUAUAUUGAGAUAUUUCAGAUUUUAUGGAAGAAUUGCCUCUAAUCCAAACAGUCACGAUGCUGAAACAUUGGAAGCUAUUAGAAAUAACUCCCAGGGUCUAGCAGGUAUAUCAGGAGAAAGAAUCUGGAUGGAAUUACGUAAAAUAAUUACUGGUAAUUACGCUGAUUAUAUAAUGGAGACCAUGAUGUCACUAGGACUGACUCCUUAUAUGGGUCUACCAGAUAAAUGUAAUAUAAAAGAAUUUCAAAGAAUUUGUCAGUUAACAGAAGGGUUGUCUCCCCUACCUAUGACUAGAUUAUCUGCUUUAUUAGAAGAUGAAAAUCAGGUUUAUGAAGUUGAUCAACGGCUGAAACUAUCGAAGGAAGAAAUACGAUUAGCGUUAUUUAUCAUCGAUAAACGUAGCCAAGAUUUUGAGGAAAGUGUCCCGUUAAAAUAUUUCAGUGAUUUGAUAGUCGACGCGAAAGAACCGAAAAUGAAAGAAAGAAUUUUAGAACUGAUUAAAUACAAAGGAGAUACAGCGUUACUACGAACUAUAUCGGAGUGGUCUCCCCCUAAGUUUCCAAUCACGGGUCACGAUCUGACCCAGAAAAAUGUGCCUAAGGGGCCGAUAUUCGCCAAGACAUUAAACGAGUUGAGAAACAUAUGGAAGGAAAGAGGUUAUCAAAUAACAAAAGAGGAAUUAUUAUUAGAACUGGAUCGUAUUGUUACACAACUUGGUUUAUGAUAAAAAAAAUGGACGUUAUUA